AUGACAAGCCCACGUGAUCCCGAUCCUCCACAGCCAAUACCACCGAGCCAAAGCACAGAAGACAUUUUUCGGACGAUCAUGAAGGUCAGAAAAAGUUGGAAAACUCUGAAGGGUAAAUCUGAGCCUGUAUGGCCACCUGGUCUCGAAGCCAUGAUGCUGAAAGGUCACGUGACUCCGAGCCCAGGCCUUCAAGAAUAUGGAUCCGCUCACUACUCUCGGGACUCGGAAGCACAUGUAUUGAGUCGGUUCCCUCAACGCAAUCAGUUCAUCUCAGAUUACAUUUACCGCAAGACGGGAAAACACAGAUCAUCAAAACAAAUAGGCAGUCGUCUACAACAGUUUAAGGACACAGUCGAGGGUCGGGAACUGAUCGAUUCCCUUACCCUGCAAUAUUAUGGUGCGCGGAGUGAAGUCGACUUGUCCCGGAGGUUUUCUCCUGAUAACCAGGAUGAAUCCAACCCUUCUCCCUCCUCUAUAUAUUCCAACCUUUCGACGUCAACCAGCGUCGACUCAUCCACCUGCUCAUCCACAGACUCGUCUAUAUCUUCUGGACAAUACAUGUCAUCGUCUCAACGAAACCACCUUCCUCAGGACAUGCGUACCCCAGUAUACAUUGACAUUUUGCCAGAGUCUAGCUCAUUCUCAUCGAGUUCCCAUGCAUCAUUUUCCUCUCCAUAUAACUUGCCCCCUCAAGGUGUCGCUUCACACACCUCCUCAGAUACACCACGUCCCAUAAGGGACAUUGAUUCCACUGUUACCUUCGUCUCCCCCUCAGCCGUCAUUGGCAAGUCAUCCUACAUAGUAUUAUUGGAUGGCGCGCCCAUCCACAGCGAGGACACGAAACUCGAAUGCGUCGGACCAUAUUUUACCGGUUCUUCCGGGGAUGGUCCAUUGCUGUACAGCACACCUCUAGUUCCCAAGUACUGGGAGACCCUGUGCAAAUCUCCAGAUCCUACCAUAUACACCAUAAUUCAGGAUGUGUACCGUAUUCUGGACCCAGGAACUCCCGCAAGAUCCUCAGGUCGCCCACGCCCAGUCCCUAUCUUCUCUGCUACAUACCACUUCCGAUAUCCCGUCUCUGUACAGACACCCACAUCUUCCAUGUCACCACAUGUCGCAUAUCAAACCAAUUCACAACUCCUCGCAGACACUACUCAUGCUUCAAUGCAUCCCAUGCAUCCACUCUCUUCUCAAAAUUACCUUGUGUCCCCAAAUUUCUCGGAACAAGGGAUCUUUCAGUCGCACGAAUAUAGCAUGCAAAACAGGCUGGACGAACCAUUCAUAUUGGAUGGUAGCCUUGAUAACUUCUGCCUAGAUGAUUUCGUUACCAAUAUUCCUAACUCGCCUGAUACGACACACAAUGAGACGAUGGCACAGUCUUCGACCAGCUUCCCGAACGACAUCCGCAAUUAUAUUUUGUAG
Molecule: messenger RNA, 1422 nt
Organism: Suillus plorans
Lineage: Eukaryota; Fungi; Basidiomycota; Agaricomycetes; Boletales; Suillaceae
Exons: 5
Coding region: 1-1422 (473 amino acids)
Biological process (GO): regulation of DNA-templated transcription
Molecular function (GO): DNA-binding transcription factor activity
Source: RefSeq, a predicted model, not a curated record